AGUGGUUUCGGUUUCCGUCUGCUUGCAGGCUGAGAGGCGGCGCUGAUGCCGGAAGGUGUCGCUGUUUGUGUAUUUGGUUCAUCUGCUAUCCGGCGAAACCCUCUUCCUCCUUGUCAUGAUCAUGGCUGCCGGUAUAGAAGAACCCUUUCCCUUCCAUGGGCUGCUCCCCAAGAAAGAGACCGGAGCCGCGGCUUUCCUGUCUCGGUACCCGCACUAUGAUGGACGCGGCGUGCUGAUUGCUGUGCUGGAUACCGGGGUAGACCCGGGGGCACCGGGGAUGCAGCAAACCUCAGAUGGGAAGCCCAAAAUUCUAGACAUCUUAGAUACAACUGGAAGUGGAGAUGUGAACACCAGUACUGUACUUGAGACAAAAGAAGGAGUAAUAGUUGGCCUGUCUGGACGGACUUUAAAGAUUCCCACGAGCUGGCUAAAUCCAUCUGGCAGAUAUCACAUUGGUAUUAAAAAUGGUUUUGACUUUUAUCCGAAGGCUCUCAAGGAGCGACUACAGAAGGAGCGAAAAGAGAAGUUGUGGGAUCCCAUCCAUAGAGCUGUAGUUGCAGAAGCCUGCAGGAGACAGGACGAGAUGGACACAACUUCCAACCCUCAAACUCAGAUGGGAAAAUUGCUGAAAGAAGAUGUACAAAACCAAGUAGAAAUCCUAAAUACAUUUGAAAAAAAAUACAGUGAUCCUGGCCCCGUAUAUGACUGCUUGGUGUGGCAUGACGGGGAAUCAUGGCGAGCAUGCAUGGACACAAGUGAGUGUGGAGAUCUUGAAGCUUGCACUGUGUUGGGAAGUUACAGAGAGACACAAGAGUAUGCUUCUUUUGGCACAACAGAAAUGCUGAAUUACUCCGUAUGCAUUUAUGAUGAUGGGAAUUUGCUCUCUAUUGUAACAAGUGGGGGUGCUCAUGGUACACACGUGGCCAGUAUUGCUGCUGGAUACUUUCCUGAGGAACCUGAAAGAAAUGGCGUAGCUCCAGGAGCUCAGAUCCUAGCUAUAAAGAUUGGUGACACGAGACUGAGCACAAUGGAGACUGGCACAGGACUUAUAAGAGCGAUGAUUGAAGCAAUAAAGUAUAAAUGUGACCUGGUCAAUUACAGCUAUGGGGAAGCAACACACUGGCCAAAUUCUGGGAGAAUUUGUGAGGCUAUUAAUGAAGCGGUGUGGAAAAAUAACAUAAUUUAUGUCUCAAGUGCUGGCAAUAAUGGUCCAUGUCUUUCAACAGUUGGGUGCCCAGGAGGUACUACAUCUAGUGUAAUUGGUGUGGGGGCCUAUGUUUCACCAGACAUGAUGGUUGCAGAAUAUUCACUCCGAGAAAAACUACCUGCCAAUCAAUACACUUGGUCUUCAAGAGGUCCUAGCACUGAUGGAGCCCUGGGUGUCAGUAUAAGUGCUCCAGGAGGAGCUAUUGCAUCUGUGCCAAAUUGGACCCUGCGUGGGACUCAGUUAAUGAAUGGCACAUCCAUGUCUUCUCCCAAUGCUUGUGGAGGCAUUGCACUAGUAUUAUCAGGUCUUAAAGCAAAUGGUGUCCAGUACACUGUGCAAUCAGUCCGGAGAGCUUUAGAAAAUACUGCAAUGAAGGCUGACAACAUUGAAGUGUUUGCACAAGGGCAUGGUAUUAUUCAGGUUGACAAAGCCUAUGACUACCUCAUGCAGGAUGCAUCGUUAAUAAGUAAGAUAGGUUUUACAGUAACAGUUGGAUGUGGUCGUGGAAUUUACCUCAGGGACCCAGUUCAGGUUGCUGCCCCCUCUGACCACGGUGUGGGCAUUGAGCCAAUGUUUCCAGAAAACACAGAUAACUCUGAACGAAUCUCCCUCCAACUUCACUUGGCACUCACCUCAACUGCAUCCUGGGUUCAGUAUCCCAGUCACUUGGAGCUGAUGAACCAGUGUAGGCAUAUAAAUGUCCGUGUGGAUCCUCGUGGUCUGCGUGAAGGGGUGCAUUAUACAGAGAUUUGUGGAUAUGAUGUAUCUGCUCCUAAUUCUGGUCCAUUAUUCAGAGUUCCUGUAACCGUUAUUAUUCCAUUAAGGCUCAGUGAUUCUGCAUUGCUGGAAAUGGAGCGUAAAGAUGUGCAUUUCAAACCCGGACAGAUACAUCGUCAUUUUAUUGAAGUUCCCCAAGGGGCUUCAUGGGCCGAGGUUACAGUGACCUCCCGUUCUUCUGAUGUGGCUUCCAAGUUUGUUCUCCAUGCCGUUCAGCUAGUGAAGCAGAAAGCUUACAGAAGCAACGAGUUUUACAAAUUUACAUCUUUGCUAGAGAAUGGUUCUGUAACAGAAGCAUUUCCUGUACUGAGUGGAAAGACCAUUGAAUUUUGUAUUGCACGUUGGUGGGCAAGUCUCAGUGAUGUCACGAUUGACUACACAGUUUCUUUUCAUGGGCUUGCCUGUGGACUGUCUCAGCUGAAUAUUCACGGAUCUGAUGGGAUUGUAAGAUUUGAUGUACUGUCUACAUUAAAGUAUGAAGACUUGUCUCCCGCCAUUAGUUUGAAAAAUUGGGUGCAGACUUUAAGGCCCAUCAGUGCCAAAACCAGACCUCUAGGUGCCCGUGAUAUUUUGCCAAAUAAUCGCCAAUUAUAUGAAAUCAUCUUAACGUACAACUUUCACCAGCCUAAGAGCGGAGAAGUGACACCGAGCUGCCCGCUACUGUGCGAUUUGUUAUAUGAAUCUGAAUAUGAUAGCCAGCUUUGGAUUAUUUAUGACCAGAACAAAAGACAGAUGGGCUCAGGAGAUGCUUAUCCUCACCAGUACUCUGUGAAACUUGAGAAGGGAGAUUAUACAAUAAGAAUGCAGAUUCGCCAUGAGCAGAUAAAUGAACUGGAGCGCCUGAAAGACCUUCCCUUUGUGGUCUCUCACAGAAUGUCUAACACUCUGAGCCUGGAUGUUUAUGAAAGUCACAGCAUGGCUCUUCUAGGAAAGAAAAAGGCGAACACUACUAUCUUGCCUCCUAAACAUAGCCAGCCAUUCUUUAUUACAAUGCUACCUGAUGAAAAAAUCCCUAAAGGUGCUGGGCCGGGCUGCUACCUUAGUGGCACUCUGACAAUGUCCAAGACGGAACUAGGCAAGAAAGCAGGGCAGUCUGCAGCAAAGCGACAAGGAAAAUAUAAAAAGGAUGUGAUAUCUGUUCAUUAUCAUUUGAUACCAUCCUCAAAUAAACCAAAGAAUGGCAGCAAGGAUAAGGAAAAAGAACCGGAGAAAGAAAAGGAUGUAAAAGAAGAGUUUGCCGAAGCUCUCCGAGAUUUAAAGAUUCAGUGGAUCACUAAACUUGAGAGCAGUGAUAUCUUCAAUGAAUUAAAAGAAAUUUUUCCAAAUCAUCUUCCCCUAUAUGUGGCGAGACUUCAUCAACUCGAUUCUGAAAAGGAACGAAUGAAACAGAUUAAUGAAAUGAUUGCUGCAGCUGACGAGGUCAUCUCUAGAAUUGAUCAGACAGCUCUUGCGUUUCAUUUUGCCAUGAAGACUGAUUCCAGACCCGAUGCAGCCACAAUUAAAAAUGACAUGGACAAGCAGAAGAACACACUGAUUGAUGCACUCUGUCGGAAAGGCUGCGGCCUGGCAGAUAAAGUGCUCCACCUGCAGGCCAAGGACGGUGCUGCUGCCUGUGACACAGAUGGAGAAGAUGACUUGGAGGUUACUUUGGAAGCUUUAAAUGAUACUUACUGGGAAGUAACCAAGUGGGCUGACAUAAAUGACUCAAAGGUAUUGCCAUUUGUCUACAAGCAUGCUCUAGCAAAUAAAUUAUAUGGGCGCGGGAUUAAAUCUGCAACAAAGCUAGUAGAGGAAAAGCCAACUAAAGAAAACUGGAAGAACUGUGUCCAGCUGAUGAAAUUACUUGGAUGGACCCACUGUGCAUCUUUUACAGAAAACUGGAUACCAAUCAUGUAUCCGCCAGAUUAUAGCAGUUUUUAAAGUGGCCCCUGUAAUCGGUGUUUUAUACAAAGGUCUUAUUACUGGAAUUGUCAUAUUAUCUACAGCUGUUUAUGAUUUGUUUUUUUUUCUAAUGCAUGUUAUUUGUUCUUGAAUGGUAACUGUUAAUCUGUGUAUUUCUCUGCCAAUACACCCACUCCCAACAUAAUGUGUGUUAUUUGGAUGGGAUAGGGUUAUUGCAUGUCUAGUUGGUUAUUUUUAAUGAAAGAGCUAGAUUUUACAUUUAACAUACUUUUAAAAUUUUAGGUUGAGGUCAUUAAUGCCUUAUUCAUUAUACAUAAGUCACAUUUUAUUUAUUGAGGAGGGGGGGGGGAAGAAACCAGUGUUGUGCUGUUUGCCUACACAUGGUUGCAGCCAUGGUUUUUUGCUUUUUUUUCCCUAAAAUCUAGCACCUUUUUCUGGUAUCAUAUUUUUUAAUCCUUAUAACUAGUUCUGGAAUCAGGAAUAAAGUGAAAUUAUUUCAGGUAUGACUAAAAUAAGCGUCUGAAGACUUCCACAUCCACAGCAUGGAAGUUGCUAUGUAUCAGCUUGUAACUUUAGGGGAGUAGUAGUAAUGUGUCUGGGUACCACUACCUUUUCAUAGAAAAUGUUGUGGACUGAUGUAUCCGUUCUGGGAAUACAACCUGUACAUUAAGAACUAGUGACCUCAUUUAAGCAUGAGGCUCAGCAAUCAUGGAUGUUCCUACAAAGUCAUUGGUUGCAUUCUCAUGAAUUGCUGCAUCACCUGUGUAGGUGAGAGGCACAUGUUACAUAACACACUGCUAUUUACAUUUACAACAAAUGUACGGACUUCUUGCAUCCAUCAACUUUGUGCUAAAGGGUCUUCUCCAAGGGUUUUGUAUUGGUCAGCAGUGAGAAAUGUCUUUCUUGGAAAGGCCUAUUGCAAUGUAUCUGCUUUAUAUGGGGUAAAGAUAAAUAAAUCGCAUAACAUAUUGUGUAGACAUCAGAAGAGUUUUUAUUCAGGCAGUAGCAAAAACCUGCAUAUGAAUGAAGAUAGAGAUAUGUGCCAGGUAUUUAAUGUUCCUUAUUCAGGUAUAUUGUAAAGCUAUACAUAUGUUUAUUAACAUACAGUAAUUAUGUAAAAUAAAACUGAAACCAUGCACAGAACAAAUAUGUUAUAAACUCUUAUCUAGAUUUUUUUUUUGUUUGUUUUUUUUUACAAUUAAAAAAAAUGAUUAGGAAAUCUCA
Messenger RNA from Pseudophryne corroboree (corroboree frog), 5110 nucleotides. It is a transcript of the gene TPP2, whose product is annotated as tripeptidyl peptidase 2. Gene Ontology annotation, molecular function: tripeptidyl-peptidase activity; serine-type endopeptidase activity. Gene Ontology annotation, cellular component: cytosol. Gene Ontology annotation, biological process: proteolysis. The coding region runs from base 116 to 3904 and encodes 1262 amino acids. The transcript is spliced from 30 exons. The record is from RefSeq and is a predicted model, not a curated record. Lineage: Eukaryota; Metazoa; Chordata; Amphibia; Anura; Myobatrachidae.